UUCAUCCCAACCCUACUCUACAUACCAAGAGUCAAGAGAGGAUCGGAGUUUCUUUACUUACUACUAUAUAUACAUUGGGAUAUGGUGUUUCUGGUUUCCAUGUAGUCAACAUCUGCCGUGUGAGGAAGGGAAGAAGGAGAAGAAGAAACAAGCUAAGGUCAAAACACAACACACAACAUGGAAUGGAAUGGCUGCAAUAAUAAUAAUCUUACAAGACCCUUUGUUCCUCGUCCACCUCUUCCUUCAGAUAAUGCUUCUUUCAGCUUCCUCUACACCUACAAUUAUGACCAGUUUCCAGGUAUAGACAUGAAGAGUAGUUCAUCGUCAUCAGUGCAGGGUGAGGGGGCACAGUUUAUGGGUGGCAUAGAGAAGAACGGGCUGGGAAGCCAUGACAAGAAGAAGAGGCUGACGACGGAGCAGUUAGAUGCGCUGGAGAAGAGCUUUGAGGAGGAGAUAAAGUUGGAUCCAGAGCGGAAGAUGAGGCUGGCUAAGGAGUUGGGACUGCAUCCCAGGCAAAUCGCGGUGUGGUUCCAGAACAGACGGGCCAGGUGGAAGGCUAAGCAGCUCGAGCGCCUCUGCGAUUCCCUCAAGCAUGAAUUCGAACUUGUUUCAAGAGAGAAGCAGAAGCUCGAAGAGGAGGUAGUGGCAUUGAGAUCAAUACUGAGAGACGAAGCAACAAAGAAGCAGGUGUCGACGACAGGGCACACAGAAAUGUCAGGAGAAGAGACAGUGGAAAGCACAUCAAUCCCAAGUUGCAACUAUAAUAACAUGUUUAACGUUGACGACUGUACUACGCUCAUGCCGCCACCUUAUUGGCCAAAUCUGCCUUCUACUUAUCCGUGACGACACUACAAUUUUGAGUUCAAUUCCAUCUUCUCAUCUAGUGGUUGAAGUAGCUACACCUCGUAAUCAUGUCGUUAAUUACUUGCUCAACUGCUUUAAUUUUAACUCUUUUUUGCUAGCUGCAUGUAAUCGUGUCUGAUCUUCUCCUUGUUAUUCUUUUGCUUAUGCUUAUUGUUGCCAUUGUUUUGUUAUGAUGUCUGCUAAUAAUCAUAUCAGCACUGAUUUUAUUCA
Messenger RNA from Ipomoea triloba (trilobed morning glory), 1074 nucleotides. Its product is annotated as putative homeobox-leucine zipper protein ATHB-51. Gene Ontology annotation, cellular component: nucleus. Gene Ontology annotation, biological process: positive regulation of DNA-templated transcription. The transcript is spliced from 3 exons. The record is from RefSeq and is a predicted model, not a curated record. Gene Ontology annotation, molecular function: sequence-specific DNA binding; DNA-binding transcription factor activity, RNA polymerase II-specific. Bases 178 to 843 code for a protein of 221 amino acids. Lineage: Eukaryota; Viridiplantae; Streptophyta; Magnoliopsida; Solanales; Convolvulaceae.